GAUCGUGGCUGUUCGCCGCACUUUGGCGGUCGCCCUGCGCUCGGACCAGGAGGGAUCGAACCUGGCGCGCUACGCGCACGAGUGGAUCGAGCAGGAGGAGAUGCGGUUGGGAUGCCCUCCCGAGCUUACGAUGUUCGGUCUCUCCAGGAGUAUGCACAUGCUUGACACGAGCCGGAUUGGCCUCCCGAUGGCACUGUGUCCGACCUGUUGUCGCACGGGGGCUGGCCGACUGCGUGUGGUGUUUUUAAGAGACCCGUUGGCGAGGAUGUCAAGCUUCUUUGAAGGGUACUUGACUCGAGUGAAGCACCAUCUUCUGCCUCAAAACGAUCCGCACCUUUUCGAGACCUGGAUUCGUUUGAUCCUGAGUCCAAACGCUUCAGCAUCUCCGCUCUUCGAGGCAACUGAUUUGGAUCACGUCCGGCCAGCAUUGGACAGGUCGCCGACAGAUGACCCGGAGCAGGUGAUAUUCUGCAUUGAGGACGUUGAGAAGUCGCUGCGUCGCGUAGAAAGCGCCUUGUGUACCAGAUUCGGCCACUGCACCCCCUUGCCGAGCUUUCCUGCUGUGAAGCGGCAGACGAAGCGAGAGCCAAAGAUAGGAGUUGAGGUGGCCAGUCUCGUUCGCGAACGGUAUCGCUUCGACUACGAAGCUCUGACAUCUUGCUGA
Symbiodinium sp. CCMP2456 is the source of this 664-nucleotide messenger RNA. The record is from the annotation of a GenBank genome assembly. Lineage: Eukaryota; Dinophyceae; Suessiales; Symbiodiniaceae.